AUGACCGAAUUCAAGACCAACGACUCCAAGGCCCCGUCCUAUGCCUCCGUCGAUUCUGUCGAGUUGGGCAAUGCCGACAAACAAGAGCAAAAACAUGCCAGCCCAAAGGUGGACUGCUUAACCCACGGGCCUAGCCAAGUCCCGCUUCUCGAUUCCGAAUUGCAGAACCCGCAGGCAAAAGAGAUCAUAUGCACACUGGUGACAGCAUUAAAUGAUAUUACUGAUGAGAAUAAGUGCACCAAGUGCACAGUGGAGAAUAUCUCUACUCUGCUCACAGGCCACGUGCGUGACCUCAGAGGUGCCAAGCGGAGUGGAAUGUGGUCUAAAGAAGAGAAGAAGGCUCUCAAAGCGGAGAUUAAAGCUCUUCUCAAGCCAGUCAAGAAGGAUGUAAAGAACCUAUGGAAAGCGAAUUAA
Molecule: messenger RNA, 414 nt
Organism: Aspergillus wentii DTO 134E9
Lineage: Eukaryota; Fungi; Ascomycota; Eurotiomycetes; Eurotiales; Aspergillaceae
Exons: 2
Coding region: 1-414 (137 amino acids)
Source: RefSeq, a predicted model, not a curated record